CGGCCAGUCGACAAAAUGGAACGUUGGCGCAACAAAGUGGCCGUGGUUAGCGGCGCCAGCGCUGGCAUUGGGGCUGCCUGUGCCCGCGCCUUGGUCGGUGCCGGUCUGCUGGUCGUUGGCCUGGCCCGGCGCCAGGAGCGCAUUGAGGAGAUGCGAGCAAAGCUGCCGCCAGCCGAGCAGCGGCGCCUGCAUGCCCGCCGCUGCGACAUAACGCGCGAGUCCGAGGUGCUGGCCGCGUUCGACUGGGCCCAGCGGGAGCUGGGCGGCGUCCAUGUGCUGGUCAAUAAUGCGGGCAUCAUUGCGACCACCGAGCUCAGCGGGCCGGGCAAUACCCAAGCGAUACGCGACACCAUUGAAACGAAUCUAAUGGGCAGCGUCUAUUGCAUCCGCGAGGCAUUCCAAGCAAUGCGGCGACAGGAGCAGCAGCAGCCAGAGCAGGCGAGGGGUGAGGGCCACGUGAUCAUUGUGAACAGCGUUGCGGGACAGCAGGUGCCAAAUCUGGGACCUCAAUUGCCAUCGCUAAACAUUUAUCCGGCGACCAAAUUUGCGCUGCGUGCCAUGCAGGAGAUCUACCGCCAGGAGUUUCAGCGCCAUCAAACGCGCGUCCGGGUCUCGACCAUAAGUCCCGGCAUUGUCGACACGGACAUCUUGCCCGAGCAGAUACAGGGCGUCAUCAAGCCACAUAUGCCGAUGCUGCGCUCUGAGGAUGUGGCCGACGCCGUACUGUGGACCAUCUCCACUCCGGCCAAUGUGCAAGUACAAAACAUUACCAUCAAGCCACAGGGUGAAAAGUUUUAACUAUCAUUCGAAUAUUAAAGAGAGAUUUAUCGUCUAGCUAA
Messenger RNA from Drosophila mojavensis, 839 nucleotides. Its product is annotated as farnesol dehydrogenase. The transcript has 3 exons. Bases 16 to 798 code for a protein of 260 amino acids. Lineage: Eukaryota; Metazoa; Arthropoda; Insecta; Diptera; Drosophilidae. The record is from RefSeq and is a predicted model, not a curated record. Gene Ontology annotation, molecular function: oxidoreductase activity.